AUGAUUGAGGCAACGGGAAAGGUCGAGUAUAGCAAGUCGAAGACGAUUCCCUGUGAUGGCAGCAAUGAUGAUGAUGAGGAGGAGGCUAGUAAUUACCUGCCCGUGAAGUAUGAAAAAACGCUGGACUUGGAAGAGGGGAAUGAGACGAGUAACACCCUGGAGGGUACGGAAAAGAAGUGCCAAGCCGAUGAGCUGAGCGGCUCCCCAAAGGGGGCCAAGUCGAAGGGUGCAAAGGGGGUGAAGAGCGGGAAGAGCGAAAAUAACGUGAAUGCCGCGAAUAAUGUGAAGGGCGACGCAGCGAUAGAGUCCCCCAAAACAGGCACCCUUGAUGACGGCGCCAUGGAGACAGUCAGUGUAGAAGGCACCCCUUUUACUCUGAUCGCCAACGUGGGUAUGAAAAAAGCGUUGCAUGAAAAUGCCCCGGCAAAUUCGAAUCAAGCGGGAAAAGGAGGACUCUCCCAAAAUUCGGACCACUUGGAGGAAGAUAGAGACAACAUGUGCAUGGUGAGGAUGGACACCGAGGUUGCAUCGAAUGGUAACAUGUACAGCAGGAAUAAUGUCUCCAGUACGAAGUAUUAUGACACCAUCGGGGGGAGCGGCACAGGUAGCAGCGGGGACAGCAGGGAUAACGCAGAGAGCGGUUAUCCCAAGGGAUUCUCCUCCGUUCAGGGAAAAAAAGGCGAAGAUGGUUGUUCCCCCUACGGAGUUGACGGUGAUGAGAUGAAGUACAGCGUGGCAGAGGCGUCAAAAGGGGCCCUAAGCGAGGACGCAUUUGCAGUGGAUUGCAGCAACAUGCCAACAGAGGAGAAGGAAAUAUUCGCGAAAAUGAUAGAACAGCAGACGAAGAAUAAGAAUAGUAUUAAUGGUGGCCAUAAAAAUGGCGCAAAAGAAAGCGAGCCAUUCUGCAUGACCACCGGAAAUUUUUCCGUCCCGGGUAAGGACAACACGGAUUAUACCAAUGCGUAUGUGCAUGGAAAGGAAAACAGCAGCAGUGAAGUCGCGUCGUACAAUCAUGCCGAUGGUAGUGUGUGUGAAAAGGAAGGCGUACCCGUACCCACCUCCUAUUCGCAUAGUAAGGACAACCAGACGGCAGGCACGAAUUAUUGCAUUGAUGGUACAGUCGCUAACGGGGAAGGGCACUGUGGAGGUGGCCAUCAUCCCCAGGAUGAGGACAAGUGCAGCACGGAAGACGUAGUCUACAUGGGAAUGCAAACGAGUGGAAGUAAAGCACAGGAGUAUGAAGCGGUUAGUAAAGACUCCCCCCCGUACGUACAGAAGGAACAUUUAAAGACCAUUGCAUGUCAUCAUGACAUUUUCAACGAUAUAGAAAAUGUGAAUGAUAGCACCACAGAGUGUUCCUCGUCUGUGAAGGACAUCCCCCAAUUGGUUGCUAACCAUCCGGGAGUCCAUUCAAAUAGGGUAAGCGACAAGGAAGGUGUCUCCAUCACGUCGGGGCACUUUACUUCCUACACUGAUGCUAACAGUUUGGAGUUUAAAAAUUCUUCGGCAGCGAAAGAUGGUUCCCAUUUGGAAAAGGAAAAAGAGUUAAUUUGUGACAACUUGGGUUACAGUCCUGUGGUGAGUAAUGCCGCUAACACUGAUGAAGGGAAGGAGGAGGGAGAAAAAAACGCGUUUGCUGAUUUUGGCGAUGAGCCGAACAAGGGUGGGAUGGGUCACUACUUGGCAGCAGGUCAUACUAAUAAAUCUCUUUGCUCGCCAGGCGCGAGUGACAGCACGCUGGAGAAGAAGUGUGUGGUGAGUGAGAAGAAGGGGCAGGGAGGCCCGAUUAGCAUCCAUGUUAGCACUCCUGCUGGUGGUCUGACUAACGGUACCAAUGUUAACAGCGGGAGUCGAAAUUACAACACCAGCAAGAGGGACGCCCUCCACGGGGAAGCGCGCACCCCAAACGAGGCACUGUACAAGAAGAAGAAUUUUUACUCUGGGAAGGAAGUAGACAACAUGAAGAAGAAGAACGAAACGACACUGAGAAAAAGCCAACUACUUGAGUAUUCCAAAAAUGAAAAUGAAGAAUCUUUGGAGGAUUAUUUUAAGAGCACAAUUCCGGAUAACCUUUUGAGGAACAUAAAGUAUGAGAACCCAACGAAUACGUUUAAUGACAUGGUUAGCAACAGUGCUCAUUACGAUUUGACUAGCGAAUUGAGGAAGAACAAUCCACCGAGCACGUAUUAUGGAUCUGGGCGCAGUAGGGACAUGGGAGAGAAGAAAAGUGCAGAGGCGAUGAACAACUCGGGAGCGGCUGUUCCGGGCAUGAGUCUUAGAAGCAGAGGAGGAGUUGCGGCCGCAGCUGCAGCUGGAGUUGCGGCGGUGACGACAGCUGUUGGGGGGAGAGAUGCAUACCAUGUGCAAGCAGACAAAGGAGUGGAUGCCCGGGAAGAUUCCCAGAUAGCGCGCAAGCAGAACAACGGUAGUUACAACUACAUGGGGAAUACUAACUACAACGGGGGUGGUUACAAUGGGGGUGGCUAUAAUGGGGGUGGCUACAACGGGGGUGGCUACAACGGGAGCGGCUACAACGGGAGCGGAUACAAAAGUUACUACAAUGCGGAGAAGGACUCCGGAAUGGUAAACAGAAGCACGAGAGUGUGCAAUGAACCGGAAUCGAAUUAUGCGUCUGGGAAGAGGUACUACUUGUUGCCGCCCAAAAAAUGUGAAGGCGCGAAGGAACAGAAGAACCAAAUGCUAAUGAUUUCGAAGCAAAAAAUUAAGAAAAUAUGGAACAAGUUUAAGAGCAGCGCAUCUAAAGAGCAGAACCUGAUUCCGACGUUCGAGAAUGAACACAAUUUGUUCCCCAACAUGGAGGUUCUGCACGGACCCAAGAUGCACGCGCAGGGGCCUCCCCAGAUGGGCACCCAAAUGGGAGGCACACAAAUGAACGCGCAGAUGAGCGCGCAGAUGAACUCGCAGAUAAACGCGCAAAUAAACGCGCAGGUGACGCCGCAGAUGCAGGCCCAAUUGGGUGUACCCAUGCACCCGCAGGUGCCGUCUCCACUGCACACGCAACUGCCGGGACAGAUGCACAGCGAAUUCUACGGCGUGUCGGGUCCCUUCCAGACGUGCAGCCAAGGGGGAGGAGCAGGGGGAGUCGCCGUGAGUGGAGGUCCUAUGAUGAGUCCUUUCAAGGAGUGCAUAAGCAAGCCCAUACGGCGAGGCAGCAAUGUGAUAGAGAAACAAAUAAAGGCCAAAUGUAUCUUCAACUGGAAAUUGGCCCAGAAGUCGCUUCUGAAAAUGUUGCAUAGUGCACAUAACUACCAUUUUAACGGAGUGGAAUACGCAGAUUGGCAAUUGACCUGCAUCCCGACUUUAGGUUUUUCCAAGUCUAGUAACCGAGUGCAGCAGAUGUACAAAGCAGUGAUCCCUUCAAACGAUGCGAACAAUAAGAAUGAGGUGAAACUGUUCCUGAAGAAGGUCCCCAUAUACAUAUGGAUCAAGCAAUACAACUUAAUGAGUGAAUACGAUGGAGAGUACGUAACAGAUGGAGAGAACUUUGUGAUGGAGGCCACUUCUUUAGCCUUCCUUAAUGAGUAUCACCCAGGAAUAACACCCAAGUUGCAUCGAAUUUUGUACGAACCGGAUGGGAAGCAACCAAAUGAACACAACAUCCCACCUAAGUCCAUGUUCAACAGUCUAACCUUAUUUAAUGACAUUCUAACGGAGAGAUUAAAAUGUAACAUAAGUGGCAACAUCGUUAUUGUCUCCGAGUUCUUCAGUGAGGAUAUCCUAGAUUUUAUCGAUCGAAGACAGAAGAAAUUAAAUAUGAAAAUUAAUAACAAUGAGAAGAGUUACAUUUUGUACCAAUGUUUGAAAUUACUAAUAAGAUUGCAUGAUGCAGGUUUAUCUCACUUAGAUUUGACUCCAGAAAAUAUUUUAAUUUCGGACAGUUACGAGAUGCGUUUGUGUGACUUGUCUAAGAGUACUCCAAUAUAUACAUACAAUUUGAGACACAUAAAGGAUGUGAAUCGGUUGUAUUUAUUUGAGUCGUGUGAACCUACCAUUGCCAAGGGAGCUUAUAUGCCUCCCGAGUGUUGGAAGAUAUAUUGGAAAUAUGACACGAUGAAGAUUAAGAACCCGUUGAAGGAUUUAAAGAAUAUCACCGAUCAGGAGAAACGGAAGCAGUUUUACUUUGACGUGUCUAGUGCGGAUAAGUUUAUGUUGGGUGUCUUUUUUUUUUGGAUAUGGACCAAUGGGAACUUGUGGAAAUGCUCCGACCCUCUGCAGGACGAGGACUUCUUCUACUUUGUCAAGUGCGACAUGAACUUUGACAAGUUCGAGUUGACUCGCAAGUGGCCGAGCGAUUUGAAGAACAUCAUCAAGCAACUGCUACACGUGGAGCAUAGGAAGAAGCUGAACCUGAAGGAUCUGAGCAUGCACCCCUGGUGGUCCUGCAAGUUGCAGUGA
Plasmodium cynomolgi strain B is the source of this 4416-nucleotide messenger RNA. RefSeq names its product serine/threonine protein kinase. Bases 1 to 4416 code for a protein of 1471 amino acids. The record is from RefSeq and is a predicted model, not a curated record. Gene Ontology annotation, biological process: protein phosphorylation; intracellular signal transduction. The transcript is spliced from 2 exons. NCBI's taxonomy places the organism in Eukaryota, Apicomplexa, Aconoidasida, Haemosporida, Plasmodiidae. Gene Ontology annotation, molecular function: ATP binding; protein serine/threonine kinase activity.